AUGUUGUCUGCGCCUCAUCAGAUGAAAGCGGUCACCGAUAAGGUUUCGAAUUUCACAAUCGACAUGAAGAUGGUGUGUCCGAUGCAGUACCGUCAUGACGAUGCACUGGUAGCGUUUGCAGGCCGUUUUUUGUACCACGGCAACGAUUCACCGUUGCAGUCCCAUGUUACGUUCGUUCCUCGUACCUCGAAGAUGUUCGCCGUUGCGAUCACCGACAUUCUGCCUAACAGUUUCUUGUACCAUGUGUAUCUGGCUGACCUGGCCUCGGUCGAAAUCAACCUCAACGGCAGUCAGGUGCCGAACUCUUUGAAAAUUCCUCUGAGGCUCAUAUGCUGGGGUUGCAGAGCCCGACUGCAGGCAUCGCUGUCGAAAGUGCCUGUCGUGUCCAUUUCCAAGAACAACAUCCGCAUCAAAGCCGAGGGCUUUGUGAAGAUUGUCGCCUACGGAUUCCUGAUCCGAGUUAACGUCCUGACAGCCGCCAUCAACGUCGAUGUUCGCGCCACCGUACAGUUUGUUGACGGCCGCCUCCAGUUGGAAACGAACCUCGACAGCGUCGGCAUCACGAUCAUCAAGAUGCCCAUGCGGACGAUUCUCACAAACGUCCUGACACCGUUUCUGGAGGAUCUUCUCAGAGGCAGUGCUUGGCCCAUGGUCCAGGAAAAACUCGCAAAGGUGCUGCAGGAAUCUCCCGUCCAGAUCCCCACGAUUUGUGGAAUUCAGCUGGUCAAUACCUCAAUCGAAUUAAUAGAAAAUUGCGUCAUCGUUGCUUCGGAUAUCCGCUAUAACGUAUCAAAUCUGAUAAUGAAAUUACAGCAAUCAUCGGAGGAGCGCAGAGGCAUAACUCAACCGACUGAUCCUCAGUGA
Soboliphyme baturini is the source of this 864-nucleotide messenger RNA. The record is from the annotation of a GenBank genome assembly. NCBI's taxonomy places the organism in Eukaryota, Metazoa, Nematoda, Enoplea, Dioctophymatida, Soboliphymatidae.